Messenger RNA from Aphidius gifuensis, 3596 nucleotides. It is a transcript of the gene ema, whose product is annotated as protein CLEC16A homolog. Gene Ontology annotation, cellular component: late endosome; endolysosome membrane. Lineage: Eukaryota; Metazoa; Arthropoda; Insecta; Hymenoptera; Braconidae. The record is from RefSeq and is a predicted model, not a curated record. The coding region runs from base 471 to 3512 and encodes 1013 amino acids. The transcript has 6 exons. Gene Ontology annotation, biological process: endosome to lysosome transport; regulation of autophagosome maturation; endosomal transport.
AUUAUUGUUUUGAUUAAAUGAUAACUGAGACGUAUGUUGUACACGUAACAUCAUGUACAUAAAUUUUAAAAAUGCAAAUAAAUAAUUAAAAAAACAAUAUUUUAAAACUAAAAAAUAAAAAUUAAAUAAACAAGUAAGUUAACAAGUAAAAGAAAAAUAAUAAAAAUAUAAACAACAAGUGUUCAAAAGUGACAGUAUGUGGAUCCAUAAUUUAUAAAUAAAAAAAAAAAAAAAAUAAUAAGAGUCCAACUAUAACAAGGUCGAUUGAUUCUUUGGACAGUCAUCAAGAUUAACUUGGAUUAAUUGUAGCAAAAUAAUGAGUCGCAUUAUCACAAAGGAUUUAAUGAGCAACAAUUAUUUUAUUUAAAAAUAAUAAUUUUAAAAAAAUAUACAAUCAUGCCCAAGUAACCUAUCAAGUCAUUUUUAUUAUUUUAAAUAAUUAAUAAUUAAUAUAUAAAUAAACAAAUAAAAUGUUUCGAAGCAGAAGUUGGUUUGGUGGUGGGUUAUGGAAGCCAAAAAAUCCACAUUCACUGGAGCAGUUGAAAUAUCUUUAUAAUGUUUUAUCGAAAAAUCAAAAUGUAUCUGAUAAUAACAGAGGUUUAUUAGUCGAAACAUUAAGAUCAAUUGCUGAGAUUUUAAUUUGGGGUGAUCAAAAUGACAGCAGUGUUUUUGAUUUUUUUUUGGAAAAAAAUAUGCUGUCAUUUUUUUUAAGAAUUAUGAAACAAAAAUGUGGAAGUUAUGUUUGUGUUCAAUUGCUUCAAACACUCAAUAUAUUAUUCGAAAAUAUUAGAAAUGAAACAUCACUGUAUUAUCUACUGAGUAACAAUCAUGUCAACAGUAUAAUUGUUCACAAAUUUGAUUUUAGUGAUGAAGAAGUUAUGGCAUAUUAUAUUAGUUUUUUAAAAACAUUAAGUUUAAAAUUAAAUGCACAUACAAUUCACUUUUUCUAUAACGAGGUAAACAAGCAUACAAAUGAUUUUCCUCUCUACACUGAAGCUAUAAAAUUUUUUAAUCAUUCUGAAGGAAUGGUAAGAAUAGCAGUUAGAACAUUGACUUUGAACGUUUAUAAAGUUGAAGAUGUAUCAAUGCUUGCAUUUAUUAGAGAUAAAACAGCAGCACCAUAUUUUAGUAAUUUAGUAUGGUUUAUUGGUAAUCAUAUACUUGAAUUAGAUACAUGUGUACGUAAUGAUGCUGAUCAUCAAAGUCAAAAUAGACUAUCUGAUUUAGUUGCUGAACAUCUUGAUCAUUUGCAUUAUUUAAAUGAUAUUUUAUGUUUAAAUAUUGAUGAUUUAAAUCAAGUAUUAUCUGAACAUUUAUUACACAAAUUACUUGUACCACUUUAUGUAUAUUCAUUAACAAAAUCAACAAAUCAAAUAAGCCAAACAAAUGAUGAAAGAAAACAUGUUAGUGUUGUAUUAUCAUUAUUUUUAUUAUCACAAGUAUUUUUAAUUUUAUCACAUGUACCACUUGUACGUACACUUGCUACAAUAAUAUUAAAAUCUGAUAUUAAAUUAAUUGAAAAUGGUGCUAAUAAAAUACUUGAAAAAUAUAAUCAAAUUGGAUUUUUACCACCAAAAGAAAGUUUAGAAAAAUCAUUAGAAAUUUUAAGUGUUAAUUGUGAAAUAAAAAAUACAUUAACAACUGAUGAAUUACAAUUACCAUCAACAUCAAUACAAGGACAAGAUAAUUUACAAUUAUCAAAUACACCAAGUGAUGAUUUAUCAACAACAUCAUCUGACAAUGAGAUUGAUUAUAAUAAUAAAAUUGUUAUUAAACAAUUAAAUGUAACUGAUGAAGAAAAAGAAAAAAGAUUAGCACUUGAAAUACCAAUAAUUAAUAAAAAUCAUGAAAAAGAUGAUGAAGAAGAAGAAGAAGAAGAUGAUAAAGUUGAUGAUAAAGAUGAUGAUAAAAAUAAUGAUGACAAUAUAACAACAAUAAAUAAUCAUCCAUUUCUUGAUACAAUAUUAAAUUCAUUAAAUUGUUAUGAAAAUGAUUAUGCAACUCUAUUUUCAUUAUGUUUAUUAUAUGCAUUAACAAGUAACACAAGUAUUGAUACAAAUACACUUGACUGUUUAUUAAAACAUAAUAAUAAUGAUAAUUAUUAUCAUGAUAAACUUGUUGAAAAAUUAAUAAAUAUAAUAUCAUCAAGUUGUAGUAAUAAUUCAAAAAUACGUCUUGUAACACUUGAAAUGAGUUUAAAGCUAUUAAUUAAAAUAAUAAUAUGUGAUAAUAAAAGUAUAUUAUGUGAUGAACAUUAUGCUGCAAUUGAAGGUGCUAAAGAACAAAGUACAGCAUUAUUAAGAAAUUUUUAUAAAAGUGAAGAUAUAUUUCUUGAUAUGUUUGAGGAUGAAUAUAUUGAAUCAAAAAAAAAACCAUUAAAUGUUGAAUGGUUAAUGAUGGAUAGUAAUAUAUUAUUACCACCAACUGGUACACCAAUGACUGGUAUUGAAUUUAGUAAACGUUUACCAUGUGGUGAAGUUGAAAGAGCAAGACGUGCUAUUCGAGUAUUUUUUUUAAUACGUGAAUUAUCAUUAAUACUUAGUAAUGAUAAUGAAACACAAUUACCAUUAACAAAACCAAUUAAUUGUGUACAAAUUAAUAAUGUACUUGAUUUAAAUAAUAGUGAUUUAAUAGCAUGUACUGUAUUAUGGAAAGAUGGACAAAAAUUACGUAGAUUUUUAGUUAUUGAUGUUAUACAAUUGAUACUUGUUGAGCCAGAUACAAGAAAACUUGGUUGGGGUGUUGCUAAAUUAGUUGGUUUUUUACAAGAUAUUGAAGUUGCUGGUGAUAAAGAUGAUUCAAGAUGUUUACAUUUAACUAUUCAUAAACCAUUGAGUUGUAGUGCAACAAAUAGACUGCCAUUAUUAUCUGCUAAAUUUAUAUUUGAUGAUCAUAUUAGAUGUAUGGCUGCAAAACAAAGAUUAACCAAAGGACGAAUUAAAGCAAGACAAAAAAAAAUGAGUCAAAUUGCACGACUUCUUGAUAUUCCAACAAAUCUUCCAAGUUGUUCAACACCGCCAAAUUAUGCUCUUCUAGGUCUUCGUUCUGAACGAACAGCUGGAAGAGGUACCCGAUUAAAAGAUCAACAACGUUCAAUGUUUACUGUUAAUAAAGUACCUGGUUUUGCAGCACAAAUGAGAAGAGACGGUCAAGUUAAAACAAAUAAACGUAUUGUUGAUGCAAAUUCACCUAGUCCAAGAAGUCAAGAAAAUAUAACAAGAUCACGUGAUAAUUCACCUAAAAAUCCUAGACCAAGAAGUGAAGAAAUACCACUUGAAGAUAUGAAAAUACGUAAAUCUUCAUUAGGAUUAAAUAGUACAGCAUCAUCUUCACAACAAUCUGUUGCAUCUGAUGUACCAGAUGAUAGCUCAUCAACUCGAAAUAUUACAAUUAAUAAUGAAUCUUCCAUUGUGCUCAAAAAAAAAUCAGAAGAAACUUCAUUCACAUCACCUCAAACAUCAACACAAAUUAUUUCAAAACCUCGACGAAAAGGACAAGUUGAAACAGUUUAAAAAUAAAUGGAAAAUAAUAAUUUUAAAUUAAUAUAAAAGAUUAUAAAAAAUUAUAAAAGAAAUAAAUUAACAAAUAAAUUAAAU